AUGAAUGACAGCAGCCCCAGCACUGACACUAACGUCCCGGAUCAGCUGUCCCUGGAGCCCGCCCACUGCAGCCUGGCCACGCCCCCUCCCAGCGACACUGACUUGAAACCCCUUCUCACCCUCUCCGAGUAGAAGUCUGGAAACAAGAUGAAUAAAGCGGCAGUUGCGAGUAGAGGCAGCGCUUGUGUGUGAGCUGUUGGAGGCGGCAGUCGUGCUCAGCACUGGCACAUCCCCUGGCACUCAGCUCACUCCUGCUGCUCUCACCCUUGCUGACACUUUAUUGCUUUGGCCUUUAAGUAUUAUAUUUUUUCUUUGGCUGCUGUUUUUAGUGCACUGGCAUUGACAAAAUUCCUCCAGACCAUCCUACUUGUCAUUCCAUGUCCCUCUGUCUGAUCCACUGAAUUCCUUAGAGAACAGCCCAGCUCUCCCUGUGGGACUGCCCUUAUGCCUAUGUGAUGGUUCCCUAUAGCUGAAGCCACUGCUCUACUCCCUGGACUGACACACAAUUUGGAGUCCACUUAGCCUGUUGCACUGACUGACAGCCACCAUGAAUAUGUCCAUGCAGGAUUCCUCCCUGUGUAAUUCUACUGGCAAUGAGACCUGCAUCGUUAACCCCUUCCUUCAGCCUGCCUGGCAAAUCGCUCUGUGGUCCAUAGCCUACUCCAUCAUUGUGGUUGUGUCUGUGGUUGGGAACAUCAUUGUCAUGUGGAUCAUCUUAGCUCACAAGCGAAUGAGGACCGUCACCAACUACUUCCUGGUGAAUUUGGCGUUCGCCGAAGCGUCCAUGUCCGCUUUCAAUACGGUCAUCAAUUUCACCUACGCCAUCCACAACCAUUGGUACUAUGGACUCAUAUACUGCAAGUUCCACAACUUCUUUCCCAUAUCGGCUGUGUUCUCCAGCAUUUACUCCAUGACAGCAAUAGCCCUGGACAGGUAUAUGGCCAUCAUCCAUCCACUCAAACCAAGGUUGUCAGCCACAGCUACUAGGAUAGUGAUUGCUGUCAUCUGGGGUUUCGCCUUUGCAUUAGCAUUUCCUCAGGGAUACUUCGCCACUGUUGAACCUACACCUGAUAGAGUUGUUUGCUACAUGGAGUGGCCGGAAUCUGAGAACAGGAAGUAUGAGAAAGUGUAUCAAGUGUUAGUAUUUGGUCUCAUCUACUUCCUGCCGCUCCUGGUGAUAGGUUGCUCCUACACGUUUAUUGGCAAGACCCUUUGGGCGAGUGAGAUUCCUGGUGACUCCUCAGACCGAUAUCAUGAGCAAGUGGUGGCCAAGCGCAAGGUUGUGAAAAUGAUGAUCGUCGUAGUUUGCACGUUUGCAAUUUGUUGGCUACCGUAUCACAUCUACUUCCUGCUUCAGCUCUUCUUACCCAAUCAGAGCCAGAAAUUCUAUCAGCAACUCUAUUUAGGAAUUAUGUGGCUUGGGAUGAGCUCUACCAUGUACAACCCCAUCAUCUAUUGUUGUCUGAAUGACAGGUUCCGCAUUGGUUUUAAGCACGUAUUUCGCUGGUGCCCAUUUAUACACGCUGGUGAGUAUGAAGGUCUGGAAAUGAAAUCCACACGCUAUCUUCAAACCCAGAGCAGCAUGUACAAAAUCAGUCGUAUCGAAACCACCGUCUCGUCUGUACUAAGCGCAAAUGAUGAAGAAGCAGAGGAAACUGUGAAGAGCAUUAAACGUCUGUCUUUGGAUCUUACCUCCAACGGUUCCUCACGUAGUGUUUAUAAGACUAUGUCUAACUCAUCCAGCUUUUACUCCAAUAAUCUUUCAUAAACGAGACACCAUCCAUCCUUGGUCUUGGGUAUCCCGUUUGCGGUUUGCCGCAAGUCUCCUGAAGCACGGUGCUCCGAUCAGUUUCUACCUUCUUCAGGCUGAAAGUGAACGAGAGCUUGUUUACUACUCCAGAGUCCUUACUCUCACAUUUAUUAAUUACACCAGGAAGAGCUUUUUAAUCUAGUGGCAGGAGAAAUGGCCACCUACAUAGAAUGUUUCAACUAAGUGACAUUAGUGGAUGAUUAUCCAUUUACCUCUAAACAAAAAAUACUAUACCCCAUACACAGCCACUGUGAUGUUUACACAUUCUCAAGAUAUUAACUCAGAGCUUUUGGUUAAUUACACUUUACACGUCCAACUGCCUUGUUGGAUGCUUGGCCAUCAAAUUGCUGGUUAGUUUUAAGGAAAGCAUUUCAAAGGUACUCAAAGUAUGCUAGCUAGGGGAGGCACACUUUCACUUCUGCAAACAUUUUAAAGUGUUUUUUCCUUUUUUAAAUAUCUUCAAUAAGAUAUUUAUUCAAUGUUAACGUUUUUUUUUUUACUAUUACUGUUUUUUGGUACAAAGUUUUUGCCUGCCAACAUUUUGAGUUCUCGAAAUAACGCACAUUUGUAUGUACACUGUUUAUAUUUGUGUUAUUACCGUAUAUACUCGAGUAUAAGCCGUCCCGAGUAUAAGCCGAGGUAAGUAAUUUUACCUCCAAAAACUGGGAAAGCUUAUUGACUCGAGUAUAAGCCG
Messenger RNA from Xenopus laevis (African clawed frog), 2504 nucleotides. It is a transcript of the gene tacr1.S, whose product is annotated as tachykinin receptor 1 S homeolog. The coding region runs from base 548 to 1768 and encodes 406 amino acids. Gene Ontology annotation, molecular function: G protein-coupled receptor activity; tachykinin receptor activity; substance P receptor activity. The record is from RefSeq and is a predicted model, not a curated record. The transcript has 5 exons. NCBI's taxonomy places the organism in Eukaryota, Metazoa, Chordata, Amphibia, Anura, Pipidae. Gene Ontology annotation, cellular component: plasma membrane; sperm midpiece; membrane. Gene Ontology annotation, biological process: tachykinin receptor signaling pathway; positive regulation of flagellated sperm motility; signal transduction.